This is a messenger RNA of Plasmodium cynomolgi strain B, 561 nucleotides long. RefSeq names its product tRNA intron endonuclease catalytic C-terminal domain containing protein. Gene Ontology annotation, biological process: tRNA-type intron splice site recognition and cleavage; tRNA splicing, via endonucleolytic cleavage and ligation. Lineage: Eukaryota; Apicomplexa; Aconoidasida; Haemosporida; Plasmodiidae. The record is from RefSeq and is a predicted model, not a curated record. Gene Ontology annotation, cellular component: tRNA-intron endonuclease complex. Bases 1 to 561 code for a protein of 186 amino acids. Gene Ontology annotation, molecular function: tRNA-intron lyase activity; nucleic acid binding. The transcript has a single exon.
AUGAAAAUAAUCUAUGCGUAUAAAAAGGAGCACUACGAACUGGAGGUGGACGAGGGGAAUGCUGACGAUUACGUCAUCGAGACGUUGGAAAAAAAUUCGAAAAAGUGCAGCUGCGAUGAUUUCCUUUACGACAGUGGGACGCAGGCCGAGUUUCUGAACUUCUGGCAGUUCCACACUGAAAAGGGAACGAAUUUUGAACGUGAGAGACCAAAUGGUAGCAAAACGCACGUGGCAAGAACUCCCCAGCUGUGUAGCGAUGAUGAAGGGCAAAACAAAUCGCUACUAAAGUAUGUCAGCUAUUUCGAGAAGGCAGGUUACAUCGUCAAAGAGGGAGAUAUUUAUGGAGCACAUUUUUUACUUUAUCUAGAUGGAGAGCAAUAUACUCACGCGGUUUACGCUGUGUAUGCUGUGCGUAGAGACCAUGUGAUUAGAGACCUCAUUCGCAUGUUGAGAGUAUCACGUAGCGUGAAAAAAAACGUCAUCUUGAUAUUGCUCACAGGUAGAGAAGCAGCGGAUCUAUCAGCUAACAUCGUUUACGUGAAGCUUUACUCUUAUAAAUAG